AUUGAAUUGAAUUUCGGAAUUUGAUUUGGAGGGCAGGGACUAGCUAGGGCUGAGGCAGUCGCAGAAGGCGAGAGAAGAUGGGGAAGAAUUUCAGAAAACGAAGCGCUCCCGCCGACGAUAAUGACGAUCCUGAAAAGCUCAGCGACGGCGAGGAAGAAAGGAGAUUGGCGCUGGAGGAGGUCAAGUUUCUUCAGAAGCAGAGGCAGAGGAAGUCUGGGAUCCCUGCCCUAACUACUGGUUUCGACGCACACCCUCUUCCUAAUGCCAAGGACAAGAACAACGACUCCGGUAAGAGCAAGAACAAGAAAGCUAGUGGCGGCCACUCUCCUGCCGGUAAUAACGCUGAAGGCGGAGGCGGCGGCGGCGGCGGCGAUGGGGAAAAUGAUGAUUGGGCUCUUACUCAGACCUUUGCUGAGGAAACUGAAGAAGCCGACGAAGAUCCGAAUAUGUUGAGUUUUAUUGAACGAGAGAUAGCAAAGAAGAAGGGCAAGAAAGUAGAAGCGCCCGAUGAAGUCGAGAAUGAAUUGCAGCGUGCUGAGGAUGAGUUGUACAAGAUACCUGACCAUCUUAAAGUGAAAAAGCGAAACUCGGAAGAGAGCUCGACUCAGUGGACUACUGGGAUUGCUGAGGUUCAGCUCCCCAUCGAAUAUAAGUUGAGAAAUAUCGAGGAGACUGAGGCUGCAAAGAAGUUUUUGCAUGAAAAGCGGCUUGUAGGACAGACAAAAUCAGAAUUUAGCAUCCCCUCAAGUUACAGUGCUGAUUAUUUCCAGCGUGGCAAGGAUUAUGCUGAAAAACUUAGAAGAGAACAUCCUGAGCUCUACAAAGACAAAAGUUCACAGGAUAAUGGUGGUGUUCCCAAACAAAAUGAUACUGGCACAGAUGCAGCAGGACAAAGGCAAGCUGCAACAGAUGAGUUCAUGCUUGAGCGCUUCCGCAAAAGAGAGCGUCACCGUGGAAUGCGGAGAUGACAUGCACCAAUCUCUACCAAGAGUAAAAUAUGAAUAGAACUUUAUGGGAAAAGAGUUGAGAAUGGGUUCUGAACUUAUCAUUCUUUGGCUUCUUUCAUGAGAGCGAUGAACCUGGAUGACCCUUUCCUGGAAGGCAUGCUUGCGCUUUCUGGUUUCUUCUGUUCAUGUUGAGUGUCAGGUCUUGCAGUGAGAAAUUGUGGUUCUGUUAUCAUCAACAAUUGCUGCCAAGCUUUGACCUUGAUUUUCUGUUUAUAUGGCAUCAUAAUGCUUUGAGUCUCUUUUAUCUCCAUGAUAUGUAAGAAAGUGUAAUUACCGUGUUCUUCACAGCAUAAUGCUCAAGGAAGAAGACUGAAUCGUUUGGUUGCCAUCCUAAUUGUCAUUUUCCUUAAAGUUAUCUUCUAAGUAUAUUUUAUAAGUAAUACUGAACAAGAUUUUUGUUUGUCUAGCUGACUUGCUAUAAAUCUAUAAUGGAUAUCAGUCUUGACCUCA
Molecule: messenger RNA, 1457 nt
Organism: Rosa rugosa (rugosa rose)
Lineage: Eukaryota; Viridiplantae; Streptophyta; Magnoliopsida; Rosales; Rosaceae
Product: protein COP1 SUPPRESSOR 2
Exons: 7
Coding region: 78-968 (296 amino acids)
Biological process (GO): mRNA splicing, via spliceosome
Cellular component (GO): spliceosomal complex
Source: RefSeq, a predicted model, not a curated record